UACCUCUUUCUACCUUAUUAUAGUCCACCCAAAGUGGAUAUAUGGCCCCGGCUUCUCGGAUUGCAGCGGAGAACCGUAAGUUAAAACAGCACUUGAACAGAAGCUUGAAGCUGUUCUGAGAGAGCACCAUGGCUAUCCAGGGCCUUGUGGAUUGGAGGGGAAAUCCUGCCAAAAAAAGGAGGCAUGGUGGAGUCAGAACUUCAUAUUUCAUCAACUUCAUGGUGAUGAUGAUACACAUAGCCAUCGUGGCCAACAUGCUGAACUUGGUUAACUACCUACGUGGCACCAUGCAUACGGGCAUUUCAAGCUCUUCAACAACGGUCACAAACUUCAUCGGCGCCUCAUGCGGAUUUGCUCUUUUAGGAGCUUUUCUUUCCGAUUCAUACAUCACACGAUUUAAAACCAUAAUCAUAUUCGGCCCUGUGGAAUUCUUGGGUUAUGCAUUGCUAGCAUUGCAAGCACGCCUCCCAUCGCUCCAUCCACCAGUCUGUGAGAUCAAUAGGCAACAGAACUGUGAGCAAGUUCAUGGCUUCAACUCUGCCCUGCUUUACAUUGCUCUGUACACAAUUGCUUUGGGUGAGGGCUGCGUGCGUGCUGCCUUACCAUCUUUGGGGGGAGAUCAAUUCGACGAUGAGGACCCAGUUGAGUCACAACUCAAGGCCAACUUUUUCAACUGGUUCACCUUUGGAAUUUCAUUAGGAGGUUUCAUAGGCCUUACACUUUUGGUGUGGAUUGAGAACAACAAGGGAUGGGAUAUUGGUUUUGGUGUCUCUGCACUUGCAGUUCUCCUAGGAGUGCUGGCGGUAGCCAGUGGUGUCUCUUUCUAUCGCAUUCAGAUACCAAAAGGAAGUCCUCUGACUCGAAUAAUGCAGGUUUUUGUUGCUGCAUUCAAAAAGCGAAAGCUUGUGUUGCCUGAAAAUUUAGACCAAUUGCAACAUAAUUCUAAGGAUAUUGAAGUCCUUCCUCACACAAAGGGUUUCGAAUUCCUUGAUAAAGCUUCAAUUAAUGAUGGAGACACAGGAACUUGGUCCUGCACUGUAACACAGGUGGAGGAGACGAAAAUUGUACUUCGGAUGCUUCCCAUCUUAAUCAGCUCUGUGCUUGGUUACAUACCUUCUCCCCUCCUCGUGACACUCACUGUCCAGCAAGGCAGCACCAUGAACACAAGGCUUGGGAAGAUCCACAUCUCCCCUGCAUCUCUCUUUGUAAUUCCAUUGAUCUUUCAGAUGGUGAUCCUGGUAAUCUAUGAUCAAUUCAUCGUGCCCUUCGCACGAAGGAUCACGGGCUAUGUAGGCGGCAUUACUAACUUGCAACGUGUGGGCAUUGGUUUUGCUGCUAUGUCAUUAGCAACAUGUGUGGCAGCAUUGGUGGAAUGGAAAAGAAAAAACAUAGUAGAAGAGCAUGGGCUAGAGGACUUUGAAACUGGUGUCCCCAUGUCUGUAUUCUGGCUAGGAGUGCAGUUCUUUCUUCUGGGCAUUGUUGAUGUAACUUCAUUUGUUGGAUUACUGGAAUUCUUUAAUGGUGAAGCUUCAAGAGGAAUGAAAUCAAUAGGAACAGCCAUAUUCUGGUGUGUACUUGGGUUAGCAUCCCUAUUGGGAACUUUCCUGGUUGACAUGGUGAACAAAGCUACUGGACAUGGUGACAGUGGAAGGGGGUGGUUAGGGGGAGCCAACUUGAACAAGAGCCACCUUGAUCGGUUUUACUGGUUACUUAUAGUCCUCGAACUGGUGGCUCUCUUGAAUUAUUUGUACUGGGCAAAGAGGUAUGUCUAUAGGCAUGAUCCCCGUGUUCCUCAACAGCUGACUGAAAUAUAUGAUAAGGUUUCCUCCCAAACAGGGGAGGUGGCUGCAAUUUAAUCACAUCUCUGCAUAUUGUCGGCACAUGUAAGAGUCGUCAUCUUCCAGAGUAACUAGAAGUUUACAACAUCAGAGUACGACUAUUACUGAAAGCACAAAUGAUGUCAAUAUAUCAGUAGGAAGACUGUUUGUUAUAAUAUAAAAUAUGUUGAAGAAUUAAA
Molecule: messenger RNA, 2017 nt
Organism: Phoenix dactylifera (date palm)
Lineage: Eukaryota; Viridiplantae; Streptophyta; Magnoliopsida; Arecales; Arecaceae
Product: protein NRT1/ PTR FAMILY 4.3-like
Biological process (GO): transmembrane transport
Cellular component (GO): membrane
Molecular function (GO): transmembrane transporter activity
Source: RefSeq, a predicted model, not a curated record